CUGCCAGCGGAGCAAGAGACGCAGACACAGGAAUACAUUGAAGAAUCACUCACAGUUUUGGACCGCGCACAACGUCUAGGGAUCGAGCUAGAAAGAGGGAAAAUAGGUGCAGAAAGUGAAUAUCCUCCUGCGGAGUUUACCUGCCCAUCCACAGCUCACCUUCCUCCAAUCCCGAUACCACGUUUACGGGGAAAAUUGAGGAAUUCACGAAUUUCUGGACCUUAUAUGAGGCCAAUGUGCAUAGUCAGCCCCUUAGUCAAGCUGAUCAAAUUCAACUACUUGGUCACUGCUCUACGAGGAAAUGCACAGGCAAAUUACGAUCAUGCGAUCCAACUCUUGAAGGAUAAAUAUGGGGACCAGUGCACGCUCAUAAAUAAUUUACAAUCGCGGCUCGAGUCCUUGAAAGCGGAAAAUGCAACAAUUUCGGCCCAGCGGCGUCUGCUUGAACAAAUAUUACCAGUAAUCACCCAACUGGAGGACUUAGGAGUUUUUCUGAACGGCUCCUUCCUUACGCGAAAGCUCCUAGCAAAGUUUUCGCCUGAAAUACAGCGAAGGAUCCUGAAGCUGCCAACUACCCUUGAGUAA
Messenger RNA from Cooperia oncophora, 585 nucleotides. NCBI's taxonomy places the organism in Eukaryota, Metazoa, Nematoda, Chromadorea, Rhabditida, Trichostrongylidae. The record is from the annotation of a GenBank genome assembly.